UGCCUUUGUCUAAAACACUGUUUUCUCAAAGCAAACAACUUUUUUUUUUUUUUUAAUUUUUUUCUUCUCCUUUAAACUCAUCCAUCAUCGACCUCUCUUUCUCUCUCUCUUUAGGAUCAAACUGGUUCUUCAACUUGGGGCUACUUGGAUCAUCCACUAAUGUAAUGCUAAGUUCUAUGUUCCUCAGUGUGAUGUGGUAGUGAGGUUGAUAUAUUGGGGUAAAAGGAAAAGGAGUGUUGGAAAUUUGAACAUUCUUUGUAUAUGGAGAGCCCCAAAACCCCAGAAACCCUAGAAGCCCAUGACCCACGUGAUAAAGGCCUGGAAGAAUCUUCUGGGUUUGCUGGGUUGUUUGAUUCAAGUGGGAACUAUAAUGGGUUUGAGUCCAUUCUGGAGAUUUCUGCUGGAGGAAAUGACAAAUGGGUUGAUGUGAAUGAUAAUGGUGUUGGGGUUGACAAUGUGGAAGCGGUGAAUGGAGUGGUUGGUGUUGAGGAAAGAGAUGGUGGUGUUGAAGGUGAAAACGUGUUUUUGGGGGUGGAACCAAUGGUCAGUAUUGAAGAGGGUGGCAUGGAUAGUGUUGGGGUUGACAAUGUAGAAGUGAUGAAUGGAGUGAUUGAAGUUGAGGAAAGAGAUGGUGGUGUUGAAGGUAAAAAUGUGUUUGUGGGUGUGGAAUCAAUGGUCAGCAUUGAAGAGGGUGGCAUGGAUGGUGUUGGGGUUGACAAUGUGGAAGUGGUGGAAGGAGUGGUCAAAGUUGAGGAAAGAGAUGGUGGUGUUGAAGGUGAAUGUGUGUCUGUGGGUGUGGAAUCAAUGGUCAGUGUUGAAGAGGGUGGUAUGGUUGGUAUUGGAAUUGACGUAGUGGAAUUGGUCAAUGGAGAGGUUGAAGUUGAGGAAAGAGAUGGUGGUGUUGAAGGUGAAAAUGUGGUUGUGGGCGUGGAAUCGAUGACCAAUAUUGGGGAGGGUGGCAUGGAUGGUGUUAGUAUUGAGAAGGGUUAUAUGGUAGGUGGUGAGGUUGAUAGGGAUAAUGUGGUUGUGGGAGUGGAAUCAAAAUUGGAUGGGGACUUGGGGGGUUUGGUGAGUAAUGGGUGUGAGGAUGUGGGAGUUGAGAAGAUUGUGCAAGAGGAGGGGAUGAAAGAGGACAAUGGGUCAGGAUUAGAUGAAAUUCAUCCAGCUAAGAAGAUUGAAGUUUCGGGAGAUGGUAUAUCGCUUUUUGUGGAUAUCUGUGGUCCUUCUGAUGGACUUGAUGAAGAAGAAUGUUUUGAAUUGACUGGUAGUGGAGAGAAGUCAAAAGAAGCUGAAGAUGAGGAGGAAAGUGGAAUUGAGAAUCAGGAAUAUAAUUUUUCUGUGGGUGAUAUUGUGUGGGUUAAAACAAAAAGUAAGACAUGGUGGCCAGGAAAGAUUUAUGAUCCUUUGGAUGCCCCGGAGCAUGCUGCAAAGGGUGACCAGAGGAACUGUUUACUUAUUGGAUAUAUCAGGAGUAGCCAUGUUGCUUGGUGCAGUCCAUCUCAAUUGAAGCCUUUCCACAAGUACUUUGAAAAUAUGUUGCGAGAGAACAAGUCUAGAAGCUUCCUUGGAGCUGUGGAGAAGGCUGGACAAGAGUUUGGUAGGCGUGUGAAGUUGGAGAUGACUUGUUCUUGUGCUUUGAAACAAAUUCAGCUGUCAGCUCAGUCUCCUCAAUCCAAGGAGGGAGCUACAGGACCAGAUCCUGUCUCUGGUGAAGUUGAUGAAUUUUCAGUUUCUCAGUUCCAACCUGCAAACUUUCUAGCACAACUCAAAAAAUUUGCCUUGGCAGUUUGCAAGCCUGGAAUGAUUGAGUUUGCUGUUGCACAAAAUCGUGUAUCAGCGUUCUACAGUUCCAGAGGGCAUUUACAAUUGCCAAUGCAUCAACUCCGAGAAACAAAUGUUGUUGAAGACAAUGAUGAUGAAAUGUUAAUGGUUAAAAGAAAAUCCGAUAUUCAGAUUGAAGACCAAAGUACACAGCCAGCUGAAGAGAACUUGCAAAGCUCGCCAUUAACUAGGUCGCAGAAACAAUCAAAGGUAUCAAGGCAUCAAGUUUUUUCGGAAGAGAAGAAUGAAGAGAACUGCAAAAGUAAUGUUGCCGAUAAAGUUACUGUCUCAAGUGGCAAGGCAUCAAAAUUGAAGAAGAGAAAGAGGGCAAAGGAUUCUGAAGUUGAAGGUGGGAGCAAGGGAAGAAUUGAAACGGGCUUUGAGUCAAGAGAACGGAAGAAGAGCAGGUACUUAUCUUACCCAUACAUAAACUGGGAACAAAAGGGCUUGCCAGCUGAAACAGAAGACCCCAAGGCUCCAAUAGCUCCUGAUGGAGAGGAUGCAGAUAUCAGUUCUGAUCACAUCACUGAGUCCCCUGCAAUUGCUAAAUGUAGCAGCAAGAGGUUCUGGAGUAAGUGGUACAAGAAAGUCAUUAGUGGGAGUAAUAGGAAUGGUAAUUCAAAGUUAAUAAACGAAUCUUCAGCUCAAUUGCUCUCUGAACUCCGUUUUACAGCUGUGAAUUGCCUAUAUCCAAUUGAGAAAGAAAAUUUUGAUUCAAUUGAGUGGUUUUUUUCCAGAUAUAGAAUUUCGGUGUAUCAUGACGAAUCUAUUUAUGAGUUGUCCUGCAAGAAUAUGGCUGGUCAAAAUGAGACUAUAGCUGCUGAGCCCAACUUGUUCAAAAAUAAUCUACUGGAGAAUCAGCACCCUUCCCCUGCGACUAAAUCUGGUUCGAAGAAAAGGAAGAAGAGGGAAACCUUGCAGCGUUCAGUGGCUGAACUUACCUCUAGCAUACCAAAUGUAGUUGGAAACAAUGUCUCUGGUGUACUGGAUGUUAACAAAAGCCCUGAUACACAUACGGGGAAAGAUUCUAUAGAGAUAAGUCUGCCUUCAUCCAACCCUAAACCUGAGGGGAAGAUUGGAAAGAAAAAAGGAAAGGCAACCUCGGGGCGAUUGAAGACUAAACCGCUUUCAGGUCUAUCAGAUGUGAAUAUAAAUAUUGCUACAAGUAGCUCAUUUAUGAAGGAUCACCAUCUCAUGUCAAAUGGUAAACCUAAGCAAACACAGCUAAAUAAUGGAGCAAGUCCAAUGGGUCUGCAAACAGAACAAGUGACUGGCAUACCUGAUUUGAAUGGGAACAUUGCUACACACUUACCAUUUGUUGAAGAUCAACCGGCUAUGGCCCAUGUUGCUUCUGCAAGUAAACCUGAGAAGAAAAAGAGAAAGAGGAAAGAAGCUGCUUCAGGGCACUCAGGGAUUCAAACUACUUCUGGUGUACAACAUCUGAAUGGAGACAUUACUACGACUGGUUCAUUGGUCAUUGAUCUGGGGGUAGUGAGCCCACAUUCUUUUGAAGGUAUUACUCAGAAAAAUGACAGGGAAGGGAAGGAAGAAGCGCCUUCAUUAUUUAUGAACUCUGCUGGUGUACUGAAUUUUGGGGGAAGUAAUGCUAGCCCUGGCUUCUUGGUUAAAGAUCCACAAGAGAUUGGCCUCCUCUCAGCUGAAGGUAAACCGAGGAAGAGAGGGAGAAAGAGGAAGGAUAAAGCACCAGCUGAGAAUAAACUUACUGUGGGCAUACCAGAUUUAAAUGGAAUAAGUGGUGAAUAUAUCUCGUUUGGAAAGGAAAUUCCAGAGACUAAUGGGCAUUUAUCUCAAAUCAAACCAGAGCGGAAGAAGAGACAGAGAAAAGAAAAGGCUAGGUCAGAGCAUCCAAGAAGUAAAUUGACUGUCCGGAGACCUAAUACUAACAAAGAAGCUCCGGGGACUGCUCUUCUGUUGACCUUUGCCCCAGGAGUUCCUGUGCCUUCAAAAGAAGACUUUCUCGCUACAUUUUGCAGGUUUGGGCCCUUAAAGGAAUCAGAAACACAGUCGAUGAAAGAUUCUGGUAGUGCCCAGGUGGUUUUUCUGAAAAGUGCUGAUGCUGAGGAAGCUUCUCGGAGUUUAGAGAUGAAUAACCCUUUUGGUGCAGCCCUUGUCAAUUAUCGGCUCCAAAAUCUGUCAGCUAGCUCCAGAGUUUUUGAACCAGAGGGGCCUUUACUCACAACUCUUGGCUCUCCAACAAAGGAAGGACUUAUGACUCCUGGAAAGGCGUCUGCGUCAGUGGCUAACCCUGGUGAGGCGCCUCCACUUGACUUUAUAAGGCAAAACCUUCAGAUGAUGACAUCAAUGCUGGAGAAGUCAGGAGAUAAUCUUUCUCCAGAGAUGAGAGCUAAACUGGAGAGCGAAAUUAAAGGCCUUCUACACAAGGUGACCUCCAUGGCUGGUUCUUCCUCUACUUAAUAGGAAAUGUAGGAUUCGAAGUACUUUAUCUUAGAUUUGCUUAUUAGCAUAGCAAAGCUAUUGAUAGACUGGUUGGGGUCCUUUUGAUUCGUAAAUUGACAUUUGCUAUCGUACUCUCUCCAUGUCUCUGGACGUGGAUGUUAGAAUUGUGAACCUAUUGAUUUAUUGCAAUUGAAGGGGUACAAGUAAUGGCUCA
Messenger RNA from Quercus robur (English oak), 4453 nucleotides. RefSeq names its product serine/threonine-protein kinase ATM. The transcript has 2 exons. The coding region runs from base 262 to 4257 and encodes 1331 amino acids. The record is from RefSeq and is a predicted model, not a curated record. Lineage: Eukaryota; Viridiplantae; Streptophyta; Magnoliopsida; Fagales; Fagaceae.